Messenger RNA from Polypterus senegalus (gray bichir), 4793 nucleotides. It is a transcript of the gene clstn3, whose product is annotated as calsyntenin 3. NCBI's taxonomy places the organism in Eukaryota, Metazoa, Chordata, Cladistia, Polypteriformes, Polypteridae. The transcript is spliced from 19 exons. Gene Ontology annotation, biological process: homophilic cell-cell adhesion; positive regulation of synapse assembly; positive regulation of synaptic transmission. Gene Ontology annotation, cellular component: cell surface; postsynaptic membrane. The record is from RefSeq and is a predicted model, not a curated record. Bases 341 to 3238 code for a protein of 965 amino acids. Gene Ontology annotation, molecular function: kinesin binding; X11-like protein binding; amyloid-beta binding.
AUAGAAAGGGGAGGGGGACCGGGGGGAGCGACAGCCACAGAAAUUUCUGUUUUAUCCUGAACCUUAAACGACGCGGAGAGAAUCGGGAUCACAGUAGCUAGAACUCCAUGAAUAAUUAAAGGAUUACCCGGAGAAGAGAGGGAAUACUACGAAUGGACGAAUCGAAUAGAUAGAAAUUCAGUCAGCUGGGAUACGGACGAAUAAAAAUAUUGGAAAAGGCUUUAUAGUAAUAAUCCAAAUCCUGCACAGAGGCAGAAUAGAGGAGCACAGAUUACAGCGUCCGGCAGCAUACGGUUUGGGCAAAAGGCUGGUGGCUCAUCUGCUCUAUAGGAUAUUAGUGAUGGGGGCACCGAGGCAGCGGACAGCUCUAGCACUGUGGGGGGCGCUGGUGUUGCUGUCCGGGAGCCCGGGAGCCGCCAACAAAGCCAAUAAACAUAAACCAUGGAUUGAAACAGAAUACCAAGGAAUCGUGAUGGAAAAUGACAACACGGUGUUACUUAACCCCCCACUCUUUGCCCUGGAUAAAGAUGCACCCCUGCAUUAUGCAGGAGAAAUUUGUGGGUUUCGAAUCCAUGGUGGUCCAAACUCUGGAGGAUCAGUGCCAUUUGAAGCUGUUGUCCUAGAUAAGUCCACUGGGGAGGGCCUUAUUCGAGCAAAAGAGCCAUUGGACUGUGAAUCACAGCGGGAGCACACUUUUACCAUCCAGGCAUAUGACUGUGGAGAAGGCCCUGAUGGAAGCAACACAAAAAAAUCACACAAAGCCACAGUUCAUGUGCGAGUCAAUGAUGUAAAUGAAUUUGCACCCGUCUUUGUUGAGAGAGUCUACCAGGUGUCAGUGAGCGAGGGGCGUCUCUAUGACCGCAUACUGCGUGUGGAGGCAAUUGAUGCUGACUGCUCACCACAGUUCAGUCAGAUAUGUUUCUAUGAAAUCUUAACACCUAAUAUUCCAUUUUCCAUUGAUAAUGAUGGAAACAUCAAGAACACAGAGGUCCUUGACUUCCGCAGGCAGCGGUACUAUCACUUCUCAGUGACGGCUUAUGACUGUGGGAAAAAAAGAGCUGCCCAAGACACAGAAGUCCAGAUCGAAGUCAAACCCACCUGCAAGCCAGGCUGGAUAGGCUGGGUUAAGCGCAUUGAGUACACUCCAGGCUCAGGCAGUGUACCACUCUUUCCAAAUAUGCACCUGGAGACAUGUGAGGAACCAGUGUGGAAUAUCCAGGCCACGGUGGAACUGCAAACAAAUCAUAUUGGGAAGGGCUGUGACAGAGAUGGCUAUUCGGAUCGCUCAGUCCGACGUCUCUGUGGAGCUGUCCGUGGUGAGGUGGACCUACUUCCACCUCCUUCACUUUCAUCCAAUUGGACUGCUGGACUCCCAACACUUCCUUCACCAGAUUCCUCAUUAGUCUACUCGUUCAAUGGUUCCACUCAUGUAGCAGUGGUGCCCCAGGCUGCUCUGCGUGAUCUUACACUGGCAGCAGGAGAUCACUUUACUCUGCAGCUAUGGAUGAAACAUAGGCCUGCAGGACCAGCACAAAGUAGGAGCAGAAAGGAUGAAGAAACUGUGAUGUGCAGCACGGCCCGUAAUGAUGACUCAUUUUCCCACUACUCCUUGUCUGUCCAUGGCUGCCGACUGUCUCUGCUCUAUUGGCCACAGUUGGACAACGCCAGACCCGUCAAAUUUCUAUGGAAAUUAGAACAGGUAUGUGAUGAUGAUUGGCAUCAUUAUGCUCUGAAUCUUGAGUUCCCAACCGUCACUCUGUAUGUUGAUGGUGUGACCUUUGAUCCUGCUCUGAUCCACGAUAAUGGACCAUUGCACGCACCUUCUCCAGUGCCACGACUGGUAAUUGGUGCAUGCUGGACAGAAGAAACAGAGCAAGGGAAAGUAAACAGCACUGAGGCAAAAAGAGAGGAGCCUCUGCAUUUCCAGUCCCACUUCCGAGGACUCUUAGCAGGAUUCACAUUAAGGCCAGGUCGAGUUGAGCCCCACAGUGUGAUUGAAUGUCUCUAUGCCUGUCGAGAGGGGCUUGACUUUGGGGACCUGGAAUCAUUAGGCUCCGGGAUGAAGGUUCAUGUUAAUCCAUCACAGUCUCUCCUUAUAUUGGAAGGAGAUGACAUUGAAAAUUUUAACCGAGCUAUUCAACAGGUUACUUAUCGCAACUCACUGAGAUUUGCUACAGCAGGGGUACGCCCCCUUAAAAUUUCCACAUCAUUACGCUGCUUUAGUGAAGAAGGAUGUAUUUCAAUCAGAGAUGUUGAAGGGUACUUAGUAGUCUUGCAGCCUGACGCUCCUCAGAUCACCCUGACUGGCAUGGGUCACUUUGCUCGCCCUGCUACUGAAUUUGAGAGCCCCCAAGGUGUCCCACUUUUUCCAGAAUUACACAUCACCUGCUCUGUAUCUCAUGCUAUCAACCGAGCAAGCCAAGGCAUGGAAGGUGGAGCCCUUAUGUCUGAUGCUAUUGCUCACACCUUGGAUGGCUGCGAAGUGUCACCAGUGGGUGAAGAGCUCGAUCUGCGAAGAGAGGAACUUCUGCUCGAUCAUGAAAUUGUGAAGGAGAAGGGCCUGGAACUUGUCAACACAACUGCAUACUUGGCUGUGUCAGGCCCUGAAUCUAUUUCUGUGUACGAAGACAUCUUACGUUCUGUGCAUUAUAGGUUGUCUCAAGGUGUAGCAUUGUAUGAAAGAAAAUUUCGUCUAUCCUGCACUGAGAUGAAUGGACGAUAUGCAAGUAAUGAGUUUACAGUGGAGGUAAAUUUCCUGCAUAGUGUUGAUGGACAAUCACACCCAAGCCACCUGCUUUCAUCUCAGCAGUUUAUGCACCCAUCACGCCAUUUGCCUGCAGAGUUAGCUGGACAUAAUGUUCCCUUGGAGCACCGGAAUUCUGUGAUUCCUGGCGCAGCAACUAUCAUCAUUGUUGUCUGUGUGGGUUUUCUUGCUCUUAUGGUUGUGCUUGGCAUUUUCCGAAUUCGUUCUAUCCACCGUCGUGGAACAAAGGAGCGAGCUGGAUCUAAGGAUGGAGAAAUUGACUGGGACGAUUCAGCUCUGACUAUUAUAGUUAACCCUAUGGAGUCUUAUGAGUCCCGCCAUGGUGUCUCAGUUGAUGGUAGCAGGGAAGAUUUAGAGGAGGAAGAUGGUGAGGAAGAUGAAGAGACACCAGAAUCUCCUCCAGGUGAUGCCUGUGAUGAUCAGCACAUCAUUCUCAAGACUGAUCCUAGAGGCCAUGCCCCUCGACGUUACUGAGAAACUUUACUCAAUUGUCUGCCAUUUUGGCUCUGGUUCCUUACUGGUUUGUGAAGAUGAAGUGCUUACUCAAUGCUAGAUCCAAGGUGGCAUUGUUUUCCUCUAGCCUUCUGGUCCUGGGGUCAAGAGACAUACACACAAAAGAUUAUUCUUUCAUAAACAUCCCCAUGCUGCAUAGUGCGGGGCCAAUGAAGCAUUUCAUGCCACCUAGUAUGCCUCUUAUUCAUCAGAGAGCAUGCCCAUGUUUGUCUGAGAAUGAAUGUCUACUUGUCUUUGUAUUGCUAUUUAUAAAUUUAUUUUUUGAUUGAAUGACAGCCAUCAGUUUCUUUGUGCUUUCCCCUAAUCAUUACUUAGAAGUAGGUAUACAUUCAAACAUUCACAAAUGUGCUCAGCGGAAUGUCUAUCUUUUCUGAAGUUUCAGCUUUUUGAUUGUAUAAAAACACUGUAAAUAUGUCUUUCUUCCUCUCCCUCACUUCUUUCUUUCUUUCUUUCUUUCAUUCUUUCAAUGACUGAACCUUGUCAACCCCCUUUGCACCCUAUCUCAGGUUAAAACUUUCAAAGAAAUUACAAAAAACCUCAGUCAAUUAACAAGUAAAUAUUUUUUCACUUAAUUAGAAUAAAAGAUUUUACAUUCAUUGGUAAUAUAAAAAGCCCAGAGUUUACACCAUUUGAUAAUUGAUUAUUGGCGAUAGUUUUUUGUUUGGACAAAAAGAGGUCCAAACACCAAGAACAGUUAAAUAUAAUGUCUGCUAAUGUAAAUGGGAAAUGUGAGAUAAUUAUUACUGAAAUAAUAUGUGGGAUUGAAUUAGGCCUAUGUAAAGAUUUAAAACAACCUUGACAUCUCACUUCUCUAUAUAAAAUAUCUAAAUAAAGGAAUACUGCUUACAGUCCGUACACUAACUCACGAUAACAAUUUUUCUAUUAUAAUAAACCUGAGAAAGGCUACCUGUAGUCAGCAAUGGAACUUUUGAAUAAAAUUUCAGGAGAACCAGAUUUGAGACAUGUCCUUUAAAAACCAUUCAACAGCUGACUAAUCCCCAAGUAUUCGCAUACAUGCUUGACACAUAAUUAGAGAGAGAAAAUGAAGAAGACAGCUUCUAAGGAAGCGUAUCUACUGUUUAAUAAUAUUAUUUGAAAUAACAGGGCAUUUGUAACCCUAAGAACUGCUUCAAUUCAGUAUUUCUCUUUCAGCCUUCAAAACAUUCUAUCUGUUAGUGAAGAUGAGGAAGCACAGCUAUUUGUGAAACAACUGAAUUCUAUUUAUUUUAAAAGUAAUUGUGGCAAUGUUGUCCUUUUCCAUCCUAAAUUCCUGUUCCUGUGUAUCAUCUAAAAAGCUGCUUUACCCUUUCUCACACCUUGUCUCUGAGAACACUCUCCGUUUCUGAUGCCCCCCUAUCUCUCCUCAUGUUUUAACCUUUUCCCGCUAUCUUGUGUCUUGUAAUCUUUUUGAAACCAAUGUAUUGAAAUUGUGUCUGUUGCUAAGAAUUGAAACAUGAAAAAUUAUAAUUAAAAUUUAAGUUGUCAUUAAAAGGAUACAAUUGGACUGAUGUUAAAA